AUGAACCUAAUUGACCUCCCUGCCUCAGCCAGUGAUUAUGUGCCGUUUGUGAGACGGAUCGGGGUCCCUAUCCUGGAUCUAGCACUGGUCCAUCGGUACACGUAUACCUACCCGAACUUCCCCCUCUACCACACGGCCUACGAGACGUUUCACCUCCAGAAGAGCUUCAUCGAUCCUGACUUCCAGUUCCACCGCCUCAUGUCCCAGCUGUGGGGGAACGUGGCUCUCUCUCUCGCCGAGUCCUGGAUUCUGCCAAUCGAUCCCUCUGAGUACGCAGACACAGUUCAGGAGAUGUACAACUGGCUGGAGAAUGGGUACGGGGACAAGUUUGAAGGGUCGGCCAUCUCGUUAGAUGCGCUGGAGUCAGCCGUGGCUAACUUCUCCCAGGCAGCGAUGGUGUUCGAGGAGGAACUGUCCUCUUUGGGAAACGAGACAGACCCACUGGUUGCCCGGAUGUACAAUGACCAGUUGAUGCAGAUGGAGAGGGCCUUCAUAGAUCCACUGGGCAUCCCCUACAGGAAAUUCUAUAGGCACACCAUCCUGUCUAGCGGCCUCUACACAACCGACACCUUCCCUGCUCUGGGUGAUGCGGUCAGGAGGAUGGGCAGCGACUGGACCGAUCCCGGAAAAGCGGACAAACUCGAGGAGCUCAAGGAACAGCUGUCAAUCAUCACGUUCUUCAUCCAAUCAGCUGCCAACACCCUGGCUAAGCCGGCCUCAACUGUGUUUUAGAGCUGCAUAAGUAGCCUGGUAUCCAGCCAUAAUAUAGCUCCCGAGUCUCUUCUCUCCUCUUCGCAAUGGUGGAGAGGAGAGACUCUGGAGCAAUAUUACGGUUGGAUACCAGGCUACUGCAUAAGGCCACAUCGACUUAAUUUUAUGGAUGACAUCCUCUAUGGCAAGAAGACAUAAAGCUAGAGGGCAGGGAGAAAAACUUGAAUAUGACUGUAUGCACCCCAAGGCACAAACCUGGUCCUCAGGCAUCAUUAUUAUGUUUUUCCAGUUAAGGUUUUUUUUUAAAAAUCUUUUCAAGUUCAGAAAACCAACAAAUUAAAUUGGUGAUGUCUUAUGUAGCACUCAGGGGUGGAGGAAACUAGUUAUGAGGAGAUUCCGAGCGAGCUCGCCGGAGUGAGUGAGUGGUUAUGUAGCUUUUAUAGCUUUAGGUUCAGUUUAUUACUUAUUAUAAGAUCAAUGUUUUCGACUUGACAGUGAGAGAAGAGACAUGGCCUGUGGUGUUCAUGUACACGUGAUGUUUAUUGUGACAGUUUGUGCAGCAUGCUGCACUCCCCUGCCUUUCCACAACUCAGGGCGGUCCCAGGCAACUGUUUCUAUGGCAGUCCCUAGCAACUGUUUCUAUGGCAGCCGGGGUGUGAUCAUCUGAACUGAAGUAUAUUAAAUCCUGCAUGUAGCAAGUAAGAGAUGAAGUUGUGGUCUUACAAAUGUCAAAUACGUUUAUCCAACGGUAUUCAGCACUCAGGUCAGAUUUGUUCAGAUGAUUCUCACAAUGAAGUCUACUACAAAAUGGUGCCAUACAAAUUACAUUCUUUUUACUCCUUGGCACAUUUCAACCACAACAAAGAUGUGCUAAGUCGUCUCCCUGCCCCCAGUACAAGUUUGUGCCAAAAGGCUCAAGUUUUACCAAUACCCCCCAGACAAGCAACUGAUGAUGCUACUUAAUAUGUAGUCAGUGUUGUGCAAAAAGUUUGCCAACAGAACAGUUGGGUUCCAUGGUUGCUAUGGUAAUUUGGUUGCUAUGGCUACGGGAUAUUCACGGGCAUGGCUUGCAAAAGCGGCUGGCAUCAUUUUGCACAACACCAACUAGAAAACAGCAUCAACAUGUCACCUAGCAACAGUACAUAUGGCUGCCAUGGGUCGGGUUACUUCCUCCAAUGCCUCCUGAUUGGUGGGACUGUACCACCUUUGUGGCUGAGCGGGGGAGGGCAGCAUGGGCACACACUUAUGCCUACAUGUCGUGAUUUACAGUGCACAUGAGAACAGUGUUUACUUGCAGCUAUGAUGACCACUUUCUGUCAAAUAAAGUACUUCUAAUCAGUCUGCUAUAAUUCAUACUGAUUUCAGUGUCAUAACAAGUGUAACAUACUCGGUGUCUUGUUUUCAAGUGGGCUACUUGUAUACCACUGCAACGAAAGGAAGAUCAUCUAUAUAUUUCUCCUUACCUACUCCAAUUUACUAAUAAUGUUUUUGAGUCAUGUCUACUGGGGAGAAUUAACACAUGAUCAGGAGAAGCCCAGUUGUCAAACAAUCCCAUAUACUGGUUUUCCCAAAAAUCGAUUAAGAAAAUGUGAAUAAAAACCAACAAACUAAAACCGUCAAGUUGCAUCAUAUCAAAGGUGGUACGUGUAAAUUUCGAUAAAGUUUCAAAUAUGAAUAUAAUUUAACAGAUAAAUCACAAAAUUUCCAAAAGCAGCAAUUCUACUCAAGAUUCAACUCAAGAUUCUUCUUGUCUAUAGAAUCCAUAUCCUUUGGACACAAUCAUGGUUAACAUUUGUAGCAUGUAAAAUUGAUGUACAUUGUACUACGGAAUAACCUAAUGACUUAACAAUCCUCGGUAACACUGAUGUAUUCAAGGUCACUCUAAUGACCUUCAAGGAAAGACAAAAACUGUCCAUAAUAAAUUCAUUUGUAGUGACUAAAAAUUGAA
This is a messenger RNA of Branchiostoma floridae (Florida lancelet), 2659 nucleotides long. Its product is annotated as putative N-acetylated-alpha-linked acidic dipeptidase. The transcript is spliced from 6 exons. The record is from RefSeq and is a predicted model, not a curated record. Gene Ontology annotation, molecular function: carboxypeptidase activity. Lineage: Eukaryota; Metazoa; Chordata; Leptocardii; Amphioxiformes; Branchiostomatidae. The coding region runs from base 1 to 732 and encodes 243 amino acids.